Culex pipiens pallens (northern house mosquito) is the source of this 3666-nucleotide messenger RNA. RefSeq lists its product as uncharacterized. Bases 1 to 3666 code for a protein of 1221 amino acids. NCBI's taxonomy places the organism in Eukaryota, Metazoa, Arthropoda, Insecta, Diptera, Culicidae. Gene Ontology annotation, biological process: proteolysis. The transcript has 6 exons. The record is from RefSeq and is a predicted model, not a curated record. Gene Ontology annotation, molecular function: aspartic-type endopeptidase activity.
AUGGUGUUACACACGCCAAAGAAGCAGCCCGUGAAUCCAGAGGAAGUGAAGUCGCUGAUUCAUCAGCGGGGACAGGUCAAGGGAAAAGUGACGAGAAUUAAGAGUGCCCUUGACGAAGCCAAGAAGAACCCGCAGAGAAUAACCAAGGCGACGCUGAAAGUGUACGAGAAGAAGCUGGAAGCGCACUACCAGGAGUACGUGUUGCGCCAUCGGGAAGUGAUCGAACUUCACACCGAAACGCUGGUGCUGGUCGAAGAGCUGAUGGAGAUGUUCAACCAGCCGGUCGCUGGACCGGCCCCCUUCCAAGUCGGUGCCAACGGAGUGGCGCCUCAAGUGAUCGUGCAACAGCAACCUCUUCGAGCACCGAUACCGAGCUUCGACGGGCAGACGAAGAACUGGCCAAAGUUCAAGGCCAUGUUCGAAGACCUCGUCGGUCGCACCCGCGAUUCCGACGCCAUGAAGCUGCAUCACCUCGACAAAGCCCUGGUCGGUGAUGCAGCUGGGUUGAUCACCGCAAAGAUGAUUCAAGACAACAACUACGAGCAAGUUUGGAGGGAGAUCAGCGAGCAGUUCGAGAACCAACGUGUCAUCGUGGAUACGCACAUCGAUGGAUUGUUGCAGCUCAAGCCAAUCACCAAGGGAAACCACAAGGACUUGCAGGCGCUCACCAAAGCCUGUGAUCGCCACGUCGCCGGAUUGCAGUACCAAGGACUCGUCGUCGACAGGCUGUCAGGACUUAUCAUUAACAAGCUAGUGGUAGGGUGCUUAGAUGAUAGUACUAGACAGCAGUGGGAAAGGACGCAGAAACAAGCUCAAAGCUCUGAAUCUCCCAACCUUCCCCCGUCCACUACACUGAGUCAGAACCUGCAGCAGCAAACCCCUCUCAACUCUUCAUGUUCAUCCAACCAUUCCCAGAGUUUGAAAACUGUGAUGUUGCUGACGGCUCUUGUCAUGAUCGAGAACGAUGGAGAUCCCGUUCCUUGCCGUGCGCUUCUUGAUAGUGGCUCGCAAGUGAACUUUCUCUCCGAGCGGAUUGCCGACAAGUUGAAGGCCCCUCGUGAGUCGAUCCUGCUUAAGUCAGGACAGCUGCACCUGGCAGAUGGUCUGCCAGAGUUGCGCGAAACUCAUUUCGGCUGGGUAUUUUCCGGCGAAAUCGAGAAUUCUGUGAACCAUUCACACAUCGCGAACAACGCUUCGUUGGAUGUGCUGAAUCAAACGAUUUCCAAGUUUUGGGAGGUCGAGGAUCUUGCCGAUCCAACGCCCCCACCCUCUGAUGUUGAUGAAUGUGAGAAGUUGUUCGUGGAAACGCAUCGUCGUUUACCGUCAGGUCGAUUUGUUGUUAGAUUGCCGUUUCGAGAAGAUGUGUCAGGGUUGCCAGACAACCGUUCGCUCGCUCUUCGUCGGUUCCUGCUGUUGGAGCGCCGUCUCAACAGAGAACCAAGUCUGAAGCAGCAGUAUGCUAAGUUCAUUGAUGAGUAUGAAGCCCUUGGUCAUUGUCGUGAGGUCGAUGAGUCCAAAGAUGUAGACCAGCAUCGGUACUACAUGCCCCACCACGCCGUCCUGAGGCCGACGAGCUCGACCACGAAACUGCGAGUAGUGUUCGACGCGUCGGCCAAGCAAGGUUCAACGGCGAAGUCGCUCAACGAGGUCCUCCGCGUUGGAAAGCCAGUCCAAAGUGAUUUGUUCAGUAUUCUCCUCAGAUUUCGUAAACACCCCAUUGCAUUCACUGCCGAUAUUGAAAAAAUGUAUCGGCAAGUGCUUCUAGACUCGUCUCAGACGAGGUUUCAGCGAAUUCUGUGGAGGAGUGACACUUCAAAGCCGAUCCGCGUGCUGGAGUUACAGACGGUAACUUACGGCACAGCAGCUGCCCCGUUCCUCUCGACCAGAUGUCUAGUUCAGUUGUGUCAGGAUGAAAGAGAGAAGUUUCCGCUAGCAGCCGAGGUGGUUCGUGAUGAUUGUUAUGUCGACGAUGUCCUUUCCGGUGCUAGUUCCGCUGACGAAGCUGUAGUCGUCCAGCGGCAGAUUCGAGAGAUGUUGGAGUCUGGAGGUUUUCGUGUCCACAAAUGGAGCUCGAAUUGCCAGGAAGUGUUGAGUAGUGUUCCCGAAUCUGAUCGCGAGAAACUUGUUUGCCUCGAUCAAGGAAACGAGGUCGUCAAGGCACUGGGUCUGACAUGGUGUCCCCAGUCUGACGAAUUUAUGUUCGUGGUGCGUCUUCCGAAAGAUGUCACCGAAUUCACCAAGCGAAGUAUUUUCUCCGAAAUCGGUAGGUUGUUCGAUCCCAUCGGAUUUCUAUCCCCCGUGAUUGUUGUUGCGAAGCUUUACAUGCAGAAGUUGUGGUUGAUUGAGUUGCCAUGGGACGCCAAGGUCGAAGGAGAUCUUCUGGCGUCGUGGUUGUGUUUCCGUAGAGCCCUCCCCAAGGUUAGUGAAAUUCGGAUUCCACGCUAUGUUAUCAGCCCGUCGACUGUCGCGAUUGAGCUUCAUGGAUUUUCCGACGCUUCCGUUGUUGCUUACGGUGCAAACAUUUACGUCCGAUGCAUCUUGUCCGACGGCAGAGCUCAACUUCGCCUCCUCUGCAGCAAAUCCAGAGUUUGUUCGCCCAAGAAAGAUCUAAACAUUCACCGCAAAGAGUUGAUGGCGUGUGAACUGUUGGCUCGCAUGAUGGUUAGAGUUCUCGAGACUGUCAAGUUUAAAGUAAGCCAAGUCGUACUUUGGACUGACAGUCAGGUUGUCCUCGCGUGGCUUAAGAAGUCCCUGGCGAAGCUCGAUGUGUUCGUCCGGAACAGAGUUGCCAAGAUUCUUGAGCUCACCGCAGGAUUUAUCUGGAAAUAUGUCAGGUCAAAGGACAACCCCGCCGAUAUUGUUUCCAGAGGCAUGCUCCCCGAGGCUCUCAUGUCGAAGUCCGAGUUCUGGGAAGGCCCAUUCUUCCUGAGAAUCGAAGUGUACGAUGAGGAAAUCCCCCCGGAAAUUCCAGAUGAUGAACUCCCCGAGUUGAAGCUUGGUCCGAUCAUUGCAACCCCUGUGUUCAAUGAAGACCAGCUUCCGGUGUUUACCAAGUUCAGUUCGUUCAGAAAGCUGCAGCGUGUGAUGGCAUACGUGCAGCGUUUCAUCCAAAAUUGUCGUCAGAAAGAUCCGUCUUGUCGAGUGUUCAUGAUUCACCCAACGAUUCCUGAGUUGCGCGCAUCGCUGGAACUGAUCGUAAAGAUUACCCAGCACGAAGCACUCAGUGACGAAAUUCACCGUGUUCAAAAUGACGAACCGUGCAAGAAGAUUGCAGGUUUGCACCCGUUCUACCAGGACGGUGUCUUGAGAUACAUGCAGCGAUUGCGCGAUGAGUUUUGGAGAAAGUGGCAUCGCGAUUAUUUGCAAACCCUUCAACCCCGCGGUAAGAAUCGAGUUAAGUCCGCCAACAUCAAACCAGGUAUGAUUGUCUUGCUAGAAGAAAAAGAUGCGCCCGUGCAGGUGUGGAAGUUGGGAAAAAUCACAAAAACCUUCCCCGGGAAAGAUGAUUUGGUGCGUACGGUCGAAGUACAGAUCGGCACAGAUGUGUACAAGCGGGCGAUCCAUAAGAUUGCUGUUCUGCCAAUCAUUGAUAAUGCAAAUUUGGUUAAGGUCACAGAGAUUCCAUCUCUGCCCGGCGGGAGUAUGUUGGCGCCAACGCCAAAGUAG